This is a messenger RNA of Prorocentrum cordatum, 258 nucleotides long. Lineage: Eukaryota; Dinophyceae; Prorocentrales; Prorocentraceae. The record is from the annotation of a GenBank genome assembly.
AUGGGCAAGCAGGCAGCUCCUGGCUUCAUCAAGUGCGCGUGUUGCUCGUACAAGUGGACAUGGCGUGGCCGUUCGACGUGCUUCCAGUGCGGGAAGGAGUUCGAGCUCGAGGCCCCCCGUUCGUGGCGCACGGAAACCCAGGGUGUGGCAGCAAAACCCUCGACCCUCACCAACAAGGAGAAGGACGGCGACUGGCACGACUGGGAGUCCUGGCUGAGGAGUCGAAGCUCCCGGAAGAAGGCUGGUGCGAAGGCCGAG